This is a messenger RNA of Toxotes jaculatrix (banded archerfish), 1404 nucleotides long. Its product is annotated as M1-specific T cell receptor beta chain-like. The record is from RefSeq and is a predicted model, not a curated record. The transcript has 6 exons. NCBI's taxonomy places the organism in Eukaryota, Metazoa, Chordata, Actinopteri, Toxotidae. The coding region runs from base 114 to 1067 and encodes 317 amino acids.
CGUUAGAAAGCACGUGGGCCUCGUCUGAUCUCACAGCUCGUCCUCGUUCGGCCUCAGCUGCAUCAGAGAGCCACUUCUCCUCAGGUUCCCCAGAGGAAACACCACUGCACAAAAUGCUUUUCCUCCCAGCUGCUGCUCUGUGCUGUCUGUGUUCAGCGCUGGUUGCCAUGGCAGCAGAGCUGAUUCAGGACCAGUUAUCACUGACCAGGAGAGUUGGUGAACCAGUCUCCUUCAGCUGUGGAGGAACUGACAGGUGUGAUGGUAGUUACAUAUACUGGUACCAGAAGAAAGACACAGAAACAUUCAGAGUGAUUCUUGAUAUUGAUAGAAGGGAUGGUGAGCUAGACAAAGGUUACGAUCAUCCUCAGAAAGAUGAUUUCACAGCUGAGAAUAAACCAAAUAGCUGUGAGUUGAAGAUAAAGAAAGUUAAACUCGAUCAUUCAGCCACCUACUACUGUUCCUGUUGGAAGUCUGGUUCCCACAACAUGAUCUUUGGCUCAGGAACUAAACUGUAUGUAACAGGUGAGCAGGUAGUGAAGCCCGUGGUGAGCGUGUACCCAGCAGCCCCGAGCCACGUGGAGGGGAACAGCUCCCUGCUGUGUCUGGCCUCAGGUAUGUUUCCUCCUGUGGUCCAGUUCUCCUGGGAAAGACAGUUGGAGGACGGUACUAAGGAGAACAUGUCUUCUGGCUGGGGAGAGCAGCUGGAGCUCAGAGAGUCGGGACACGCCUCCGCCAUCUUACUGAUCCAUCAGCCAGAGAACAGCACGUAUAAAUACUACUGCUCCGUCAGGCACGAGGUGGAAACAGUGGAGGCCCAGACACAAGAGGUUCCAGCUCCAGCAGCCUCCUGUCCUCCAGAGAGAGAGCCAGCACACCUGGCAGCUCUGCAGCAAGCUGACAUGUCAGUGCUUCCCCUGGAUCCUCUCCAGCCUCAGUGCAGGGUGAAGCUGCUCUGUCUGCUGUACACAGUGCUGAUAGUGAAGAGUCUGCUGUACUGCUGUGGACUCUCUCUGCUGAUGGGCCUCACAAACAAGGGACCGUCCACCAACGGCCCACAUGCUGACUGACUGUUUUCUGCUCCUCUUUUCUCACCGUGGCUUCAUCUCAUUCAUCUCAUUGAUCACUGAUCACAAGUGCACAGUUUAGAUACAGUCAUCCUAAAUACACACACAUGUAUAUUUGCAGUCACUCACUGUCAAUUCUCUUUAUUUUCAUGCAUUUAUUUACAGUAUUUCUCACUUUCAUUCAGACUUGUGUAAUAAUAGAAAAUUAAAGUGAAUCAUCAGCUGUUGGCUUAUUAAUUAUAUUUCAUUAAAUACUUAUUUCUUUAAACAUUCUGCAGAGGUUAGUUUUGUAUAAUGUGUUUGUUCUAAAUGUUUCAAUAAAGACUAAAAUCAAAAUGUU